AUGAAUCUGGAAAUUGCUGGUCCUUCUGAGUCUCUGGACUUGGAACUAUUUGAAAAGGAGAAGCGAGUUCCUGAAAGCAAGUUGGUUGUACCAGGGGUCAAAAUCACAUCUAAUCCCGAUUAUAUGAGAGGACAUGGGACGUACAUGCGUGAUGAUGAUUUGAUUGCGUCCGUGGCUGGCGCGGUGGAGCAAGUUAAUAAGUUAAUUUCUGUGCGUCCAGUGAAAAGCAGAUAUAAUGGAGAAAUUGGUGAUGUGGUAAUUGGUCGAAUUACGGAAGUACAGCAGAAAAGAUGGAAAGUUGAAACGAAUUCGAGGCUUGAUUCGACUUUACUUCUUUCAAGUGUAAAUUUGCCUGGUGGCGAAUUGAGAAGAAAAUCGGUGGAAGAUGAACUAAUGAUGCGUGAAUACCUCAAAGAAGGAGAUCUAAUUAGUGCCGAGGUACAGAAAGUGCAAAUAGAUGGACAGCUGUUGUUGCACACUAGAAGUCUAAAAUAUGGAAAGUUGUCACAAGGAACUUUGGUCAAAAUUUCUCCUUAUUUGAUCAAACGAAGAAAAAGUCACUUUCAUAACUUGCCUUGUGGCGUUACUGUUAUUUUUGGCCGAAAUGGUUAUAUUUGGGUUGCACCGAUAGCAAAUGAAGAACGAAAUGUGACUGGUGGAUAUACUCAAAAUCUGGAGGAAGUUGUACCAAUAAAUAUUCGAUCAGUUAUUGCGCGUGUUGUGAAUUGUGUGAAUAUCCUUGCUAUGUAUCAUAUUCCUCUGUACGAUACAGCGGUUGUUCUUGCCUACGAUGCUUCUCUUUCCUACGAGAUAAAAGAAUUGCUGAAACGGGAUACAGCAGGAAGUAUAGCAACAGAAGUCGCUUUGCAGCUAGCGAAAAGUGAAGUGUAA
This is a messenger RNA of Thelazia callipaeda (thelaziosis nematode), 891 nucleotides long. Lineage: Eukaryota; Metazoa; Nematoda; Chromadorea; Rhabditida; Thelaziidae. The record is from the annotation of a GenBank genome assembly.